Molecule: messenger RNA, 405 nt
Organism: Effrenium voratum
Lineage: Eukaryota; Dinophyceae; Suessiales; Symbiodiniaceae
Source: the annotation of a GenBank genome assembly
AUGCUUUACGAGCUCUUCACGGCGCAGCACAUCCCCGUGGUCACGGUGCGAGUGGUGCGGGACACCAAGACCUUUGAGUCCCAGUUCCACGGCUACGUGAACUUUCACACCUUCCAGGACGCGGAGAAGGCCCUAGCGCUGGACGGCGCCAGACUCUGCGGGCAGCGCUGCUUCCUGAGCUGGUCCUCCCGAGCGCGCCAGUCACGGAAGGAGCCGAAGGAUCCGCGGGUGGCGAAGCCGGAGCCGAAGCGCGCGGCUCUCGGCCCGGAGCCGAGGGCGGCGGUGUGCAAAGCUGACCGAGAGGAGGCAGGGUCCGGGCCGUUCAACGUCUAUCCAAAGAAAACCAACCAAUUGCUUGCCACGGAUUUAGGCAAGCCAUUUGGCGUCAACGUGCCCGGGGUGUGA